Penicillium odoratum is the source of this 1662-nucleotide messenger RNA. RefSeq names its product putative transcription factor Rap1. Gene Ontology annotation, biological process: telomere maintenance via telomere lengthening; regulation of DNA-templated transcription. The transcript is spliced from 4 exons. Gene Ontology annotation, molecular function: telomeric repeat DNA binding. The coding region runs from base 1 to 1662 and encodes 553 amino acids. Lineage: Eukaryota; Fungi; Ascomycota; Eurotiomycetes; Eurotiales; Aspergillaceae. The record is from RefSeq and is a predicted model, not a curated record. Gene Ontology annotation, cellular component: shelterin complex.
AUGGCUCCAAAUCUACCAGAUCCAGAUACAAUGACGCCCAAGCUCUUCCAGAACUCGAAGUUUUGGGUCUCAUAUCAUGUCCCUCAACGUACUAAAAUACAAAAAAUGAUCAAGGAUAAUGGUGGCCUGAUUACCUUAAGAGAGCAGGAGGCAGAUAUCAACAUAGUCGAUCAUACGAAAAAGAAUCUCCCUGAUAAUGCUUACUCCUAUCAAUACGUGGAACGCUCUGUGCGAAACGGAAAACUCGAGGAUCUUGAGCCUUAUCUGGCUGGUCCUUCGGCUCAAAGAUCCGUUGGCGCCUCGCACAUCCCAAAAAAGGGUACCAGAACGGAGUAUACCUUGAAGGAUGACCAGAUUCUUUAUGACUGGUUGCACCAUUACCAGCAAGAAGACAACGCAAAGGUUGGUGGUAACAAUAUCUACAAGGAACUCGCAGAAAAGUUCCCCAGACAUACAUGGCAAUCAUGGCGCGCGAGGUACAUCAACAAAAUCAGUGGAAAGCCACGUCCUGGUGGUGGAGAACCUGAGCCAGAUUUGCUCUCGAAACCUCAACUGCAACUACGCCCUGCAACAGGACCAGCAUCCAAACCUAGAACGGUAGCAUCACGCAUUCCUGCAGCCGCAGAAAAGCCAGGUCCAUCCAGAUCUCUCCAAUCAGGACGACGUGACCCAGACCUACUCCAUGAGGCAGUACCAGCACCAAAACGCACAACGGUACCAUCACGCACUCCUGCACCUAAACAAUUAAAUCCCUCCAAAUCUCCGGAAUCACGACGACGUGACCCAAAUCUAGUCCAUGUGGUAGUGCCAUCACCAAAACCUAAAACGGCACCAUCACCUAUUCCUGCUGCAGCCAGACAACUGAACCUCUCAAAAUCCCCGGAGUCACAAUCGAGUGAUCCGAGCCACGUGAAAAGAAAGCGUGAAUCCACCGGUGAAUCAACUUCAAGCCGUCAUGAAAGGGAAAUGUUUCCUGCAAAAAAAAGGUUAAUUGAAACCUCCGAAGCCAUGGAUGCCAUGGCUCUUUAUAUUUCACACAAACAUCGUCCAAUUCCCGCCGGAUCACCAUCGAAUCUAAGAAGUCAGCUUACAAGUCCAGCGACGCCCUCACGUAUCAGCCAACCAUCACUGCCACCGAAGGAAACAGAGCCAGAGCAGAACCAAGCAGCCCAUGUUCGAAAUGGGACCAGCAACUCGAAGCUUUUGGACACACCAAUUCCACCAGUCUCCGAGCCCAAGCAAAAUCAGGCUACUCGAUCUCAAGAUGAGACCAACUUGAUCAACAUGCUGCUUCUGGAGAUGCCAUUUCUACCGUCUAGCCCAGAACCAGAGUCAGGUGAAGAUGAAUAUGAAGACGAUCAUGAAAGUCAUCCAGAUAUUGACAGUUGGAUUGAUGCUCGACUAGCCAGAGGUGAUGUGGAAUUACCAAUCGUACUUGAAGCAUUGCAAUGCACAAGUAUGAACCCAGAAUACGCCGAAAAGGUGAUAGAGCAAUGCGCAGCUGGGAAGGGGAUUCCUCAUGAUAUGCCGGGAGUAUGGACUGCUGAGGAUGACAAACGCUUGGAAGGUGAAGAUCAACGUGACAUCCAAAGCUUGUUUGACAAGCAUGGCGAAGAUGCAUGCGAGGCUAGAUUCGAGUUUCUUGACCUUAUGCGAAGUUAG